AUGCAAGUUGAACAAAAAGUAUUUUCUGAUGAAUCAUCCGAUUCGGAUGUAAAUCUUCAAUGUCUUUUAUCCGAAGGAAAAAUACAACCAGGCUUAUACAAGAGCAAGGAGAAAAAACAGCCAUUACAAUUAAACAAAGAACUAAAUCAAAAACUCGAAUCGUUUACUCAAUCUAACCUUGAUUGGAUACAAAGACUUGACAUUUCUGUCGAUUCAACCCCAUUUUUAUCAAUUAUUUCCGACACAAACAACAAUCCUUCCCAAAACGAUUUUACUGACAAAAACCGCCGUGAAAAACUAAUUUUCCACAUGACACAAAAAGCUGUUUCUGAGGGACUAAAAAGACUUCACUCCUCUGGAAUUGCCACUGUCCGUCCCCCUGACUAUUUGGCCGAAAUGGCUAAAAGUGAUAUUCACAUGGAAAAAAUACGCAAAAAGUUAUUGCAAGUCGAUAAAAUGACGGAAAAGGCUGCAAAGUCACGUCAACUCCGUGAUCUCAAAAAACAGUCCAAAGCAAUAAAUUCGGAAGUUAAGCGACAAAAACAGGCAGAGAAAAAACAGUUUAACGAAAAAAUUAGAAGUUUCAAGGCAGGCAAGAUUAAGUCUUUGGAUUUUUUGGAGGAAGGGAAUUUGAAAUUGGAAGCAAGAAAAGAAAGAAGGAAGUUAAAAAAGGAAAAUAAAAAAGCUCAAAAAAAUUCUUCAAAAAAGACCAAUUUUCGAUCUAAGGGAAGGGUUUAUUUAAUUAAAGAAGCAAGUAAAUUACAACUGAAUUAA
Molecule: messenger RNA, 774 nt
Organism: Octopus sinensis (East Asian common octopus)
Lineage: Eukaryota; Metazoa; Mollusca; Cephalopoda; Octopoda; Octopodidae
Product: probable rRNA-processing protein EBP2 homolog
Exons: 2
Coding region: 1-774 (257 amino acids)
Biological process (GO): ribosomal large subunit biogenesis; rRNA processing
Cellular component (GO): preribosome, large subunit precursor; nuclear periphery; nucleolus
Source: RefSeq, a predicted model, not a curated record